AUGGAUCAAGAUAAUUCUCAACUAUCAUCUAGUCAACAUGAACAGAUUCAUCCUUUAAAAGAAAUCACAUAUGGAGCUAUUUCAGGUAUGGUUGGGAAAUUAGUCGAAUUUCCAUUUGAUACAAUUAAAGUUAGACUUCAAUCAACUUCAUCUGAUAAACAUGUUAGUACUUUAAAAAUGAUUCAACAAACUUAUCAAAAUGAAGGAAUAUUUAAUGGAUUUUAUAAAGGUUUAAAAGCACCUCUUGUUGGUGCAUGUCUUGAAAAUGCUAUACUUUUCAGUUCUUAUAAUACUGCAUCAACUAUAUUUGUCAAUAUAUUAAAUGAUAAACAAGAAGGGAAAGUAGUCUAUAACAAUGAUACAGUACCAUUUUGGACUAAACUUGUAUCGGGAGGUUUUGCUGGGUUUAUGGCUUCAUUUGUAUUAACUCCAGUUGAAUUGAUUAAAUGUCAAUUACAAGUAUCUAAUUUAACAAAUUCCAAAGUAGAACAUUCAUAUGCAAGUAUAAUUAAAUCAACAUUACGGAAAGAUGGGGUGAUUGGAUUAUGGAAAGGAUUAAAUUCUACCAUACUUCGAGAAGUAAUAGGAACUGCUAUUUGGUUUGGUACUUAUGAAUAUAUCAAUGAAUAUUUCAAGACAAAAAAAUUUAAGAGUUCAAUCUUAGGUAAUGAAGAUAUUCAAUUAUUGAUUAGUGGUGCUAUGGCAGGUGUCACUUUUAAUUUCUCCAUGUUCCCAGUUGAUACAAUUAAAUCAAAUAUUCAAACCAAUGAUCUUCUAAAUCAUGGACUGACACAUAAUGGAUUUUGGAAUACUGCAAGAGGAAUCAUAUCAAAACCUGGUGGAAUUAUCAAUUUAUAUAAUGGAUUAGGUAUAACCAUGAUACGAUGUAUUCCAGCUAAUGCAUUAAUUUUUUACACUUAUGAGUUUUUAAAACAAAACUUUUGA
Candida tropicalis MYA-3404 is the source of this 945-nucleotide messenger RNA. RefSeq names its product Arg11p (gene ARG11). The record is from RefSeq and is a predicted model, not a curated record. The coding region runs from base 1 to 945 and encodes 314 amino acids. Gene Ontology annotation, molecular function: L-ornithine transmembrane transporter activity. NCBI's taxonomy places the organism in Eukaryota, Fungi, Ascomycota, Pichiomycetes, Serinales, Debaryomycetaceae. Gene Ontology annotation, biological process: mitochondrial L-ornithine transmembrane transport. The transcript has a single exon.